This is a messenger RNA of Diabrotica virgifera virgifera (western corn rootworm), 439 nucleotides long. RefSeq lists its product as uncharacterized. The record is from RefSeq and is a predicted model, not a curated record. The transcript is spliced from 2 exons. NCBI's taxonomy places the organism in Eukaryota, Metazoa, Arthropoda, Insecta, Coleoptera, Chrysomelidae. Bases 79 to 393 code for a protein of 104 amino acids.
GAAGCAUUAUUUAUUUUCGGUGUGUCCUUAGUUAAGGGACAGUAAACCAAAAAUAUAUCAUUUUAUUCUAUCGUUAUCAUGAAAAGUUUAGCACUUGUCACAAUUGUUUUUUUCGCCGUUUAUCAGGCUGUAUCAUCUGAUGGUCCUCUGUGUGAGAACCCAGACACUUGCGCCAAUCAAAAAUGUACAGAAAAUCUCGUUUGCAGUGAUUCCCAAAUUCUGGUUCACAAUGGAGGUAUUUGCGGAUGUUGCGAUGACUGCUAUCUAAAAUUAUAUGAAGGCCAAGCUUGCACAAAGUCUAGCCCACUUGCUUUUGGUAGAAAAAACCCCAAAGAAAAAUGUGCAGAUGGAUUAGUAUGUAAGCAAGGAAAAUGCGCCAAACUCAAUUCAUGAUUUAUGAACUUGAAGUUUUUUGUAGAUGAAUAAAUGAUAAAAAUAA